This is a messenger RNA of Sphenostylis stenocarpa, 414 nucleotides long. The record is from the annotation of a GenBank genome assembly. NCBI's taxonomy places the organism in Eukaryota, Viridiplantae, Streptophyta, Magnoliopsida, Fabales, Fabaceae.
AUGCCAAUAAUAUAUCUUAAAUCAUGCAACAGAUAUAAGGAAUCAAUUUCAAAAGGUACACGGGGCCUUAAAGAGAAGUUACUUGGCCAUAAUGUCUCAGUAAAAGAACUAAGUAAAGGUGUUCAGCGUGAGAUGAAUGCAGGCAUUGCUGGAGUUGCACGAAUUAUUGAACGCCUUGAUCUUUCAAAACGGUCCAGUUCUCCUAUCAUUCCGGUCCAUAGUGAGGGAACUUCAGCCUUCCCGAAAGAAGGGAUGAAGUAUGUUGGAGAGAAUGGCGUUGGGGGUUCCCCCAGUAAAGAGAGUGGAGGUGCUGUUGGUGAUGUUAGUUCAGAUGUUCCCCCACUUGUCACUAACAUGCAAUCUUUUCGAAUGGAAAUUUCUCCAUUUGUUCAGGGUGGACAUGAUAAGCUAUGA